This is a messenger RNA of Protobothrops mucrosquamatus (brown spotted pit viper), 541 nucleotides long. Its product is annotated as sepiapterin reductase-like. Lineage: Eukaryota; Metazoa; Chordata; Lepidosauria; Squamata; Viperidae. The record is from RefSeq and is a predicted model, not a curated record. Gene Ontology annotation, biological process: tetrahydrobiopterin biosynthetic process. Gene Ontology annotation, molecular function: sepiapterin reductase (NADP+) activity. The transcript is spliced from 2 exons. The annotation marks the transcript as partial.
GAGCCCUUUUUCUCCCAGGCUCUCUGGGCGACAUCUCCAAGACCUUCUCUGACUUCACCGAGCCCGGGGAGGUCAACAGCUACCUGAACCUCAACGUGACCUCCGCCCUCUGCCUCACCGCCUCCAUCCUGAAGGCCUUUCCUGCCCAGCCGGGCUUCAGCCGCUUGGUGGUCAACAUCUCCUCCCUCUGCGCCCUGAAGCCCUUCAAGAGCUGGACCCUCUACUGCGUGGGGAAGGCGGCCCGUGACAUGAUGUUCCAGGUCUUGGCGGCCGAAGAGCCGGAUGUGCGGGUGCUGAACUACGCCCCAGGCCCCCUGGACACCUCCAUGCAGGAGGAAGCCCGCACCCUUUCGGCAGACCCGGAGUUGCGGCAGACCUUCCUUCGCCUGCAGGAAUCCGGGCAGCUGAUCGAAUGCGACGUCUCCGCCGAGAGGCUGCUGGGCCUUCUGGCUGCAGACACGUUUGAAUCCGGAGCCCACGUCGACUUCUACGACACCUAAACAGCUCUCCGGGGCCCUGCGUCCGGCAGACGGUCCUUCCU